AUGGGGCUUGAAUAUGAAGUGCACCCCGUCAAUCUUCAAAAGGGAGAACAACUUAGCAAAGCCUUUCUUGCGAUCAGCCCAAGCAACAAGAUUCCGGCGAUCAUUGAUCCGCAAGGAACCGACGAUAAACCGUUGACGAUAUUCGAGUCCGGAGCAAUUUUGCUUCAUCUAGCUGAAAAAACCGGCUUGUUCUGGAGUUUCGACUACGGUCGUCGCUGUUUGAUUCAGCAAUGGCUGAUGUGGCAGAUGGGCGGAUUCGGACCCUGUACUCGGACAGCUGCAUCACUUUCGCAAAUUCGCUAA
Geodia barretti is the source of this 303-nucleotide messenger RNA. NCBI's taxonomy places the organism in Eukaryota, Metazoa, Porifera, Demospongiae, Tetractinellida, Geodiidae. The record is from the annotation of a GenBank genome assembly.